CAUACGGGACACCGGAAAAUGAGCGACGAAGAACCUGAGGCGAAAAGAAUUCGUUUGGAUAAUGAAAGUGGUCCUCAGUACAGCACAUUUGCGCUUCGUCAAAUGGCAAAAAUGGGUCAUGUAGAAGGCAAAGGGUUGGGAAAACAUGAGCAAGGAAGAUCGGAGAUCGUAUCUCAAACCAAACAACUUGGACGACGUGGUUUGGGUAUGAACAUUGAAGGAUUUGAAGCUUCAGACGAGGGAUGGGUGUUUGAAGAGAUGAGUGACAGUAUGAAGGAGACACCUGAAUGGAUCCCGACAUGUCAACUUGUAAUUCCAACUUCUGAUGAAUUGUCCAAGUGGCCAGUGGAAGCUAAGAAGAAGCUAGUCAUUGAAGAUGAAACUAACUUUUGUAAUGAAGAGACUUUGCAGAGUGUUCUGGAAUGCAAGGCUGUGUUUGAUACUCUGGAGGGAGAUGAGUUUUUAAAGGCUCGCACUAGAGCCAAUCCCUAUGAGACAAUCAAAGGUGGAAUUUUUCAAAACAGAGCUGCUAUGAAAAUGGCUAAUAUUGACAGCUCUUUCCAUUUUAUGUUUACUGAGCCACUAGACUCAUAUCCGAAUGGAAAAAAAAUGGUUGGUCCAUAUGAUCUUCUUUAUUUUGCUGACAUUUGUGCUGCUCCGGGUGGAUUUUCUGAGUAUGUUCUUUGGCGCAGGCAGAGCAACAUGGCUAAAGGAUUUGGGCUCACACUAAAAGGAUCUGAUGUAAAUGACUUUAAAUUGGAUGACUUUUUUGCUGCUCCAGUGGAAUUUUUUGAACCUCACUAUGGUGUAAAUGGCGCACGAGGUGAUGGGGACAUCACAAAUGCAGACAAUCUGACUGCUUUUCGAGAGUUUGUUCUUUCUGAGACUGACAACAAGGGAGUUCAUUUUGUGAUGGGAGAUGGAGGUUUCUCAGUUAAAAACCAGGAGAAUAUUCAAGAGAUUUUGACUAAGCAACUAUUACUUUGUCAGUUUCUUUGUGCACUGUCAAUACUAAGAGAAGGUGGCAAUUUUGUGUGCAAAACAUUUGAUUUGUUUACACCAUUCAGUGUGGGCCUUAUUUACUUGCUCUACAGAGUGUUUGAUCGUAUAUGCAUCUUCAAGCCUGUGACCAGCAGACCGGCCAAUUCAGAAAGGUAUGUAGUUUGUGAAAGACUGAGAAAGGGUGCCAGUGCAGUACACGAGUAUAUGUUCACAUUGAAUUGUCGCCUUAAUGAUCUCAAGGAAUCAAGGUGUGACGUAUUAGAGGUAGUUCCAUUGGCACACUUGCUUUCUGACCAUUCAUUUACAUCCUACAUGAUAGAAUCAAAUGAAAAAAUUGGCAAGGCUCAGGUCAAGGCUCUUACAAAACUAAGAAUAUUCGUCCGCAAUACGGCUUUAGCAGAACCGAAUCAGGCUGAAGUGAGAAAGAGGUGCCUUGAGCAAUGGAAGGUUCCUGAUGAAGCUCGGGCAGCUCCUCCAAAGUUGGAUGCAGCAACAACAUUUCAAGAGCUUUGGGGCAAAGAUGCAGAUAUUCUAUGGCAGUCUAUACCAUCAGCAAAGCUAGAAGUCAUGUCUAAUGUGUAUGAUUGGUGUUGCAAUAUUGUGGGAGGCCAAAGAUUGAUUCUCUUAGGAUUAGGAAGAAAUCAUGUUUACACAUGCCAGUGUGAUGAAAGUGGAUCAAGGAGGAACUGGAGUAGGAUGCAGGAGCUACAGCAAUUGGAGUUGCCAAGAAAGACUCUUCUUGAAAUUGACUUAGUCAAGGAGUACCAGGGAGAACGCAAAGGACAAAAACACAAGCACACUGUAUAUAUUAUUGAUGCAAUGGUGAUAUUUGGCAAAGAUGUGAAGCACAAACAUUACAGAGACAGGUUGAAGUUGGCUAGGAAAUUGGCAAAUGCUGUAAAUAAACCAACGAAACCGAGCAUAGUCACUGUUCGAGUGCACGAAGUGUUUAAGUUGACUGCUAUAGAUAAACUGUUUUCAAGGUUAUGUUCUCGCCGUGUGAAAAAUCGUACCAAUCCAUGUCUGGCAUAUACAGUUGACGACAGAUUCUUUUGUCCAAAAGGCUUGUUCUUCUUCAAGCACUUGAGCGGAUCUUGGAGUGAGCAGUUAAGUAGGACGAGCGGCAGACCCUACUUUUUCAAUUGUGAACAAAAAGUUUCAUUGCCUGAACCUCCACCAGCAGAAGCACUUGCCUCAUACAGGGAAUGUUUGAUGAGUCGAAUCACGUGGACUUGGGAUGAACAUAACUUUAAUUUACACUCAGACCUCGUGAAAUCAUCAAAUACAAGCAAGUCAGCCACUAAACCAGAUUCUAUUAACAUGUCACAGAUAAGUAAAGAGGCUCUGAUGGAACAUAUCAGACAACAUACAGCUCUUUAG
Molecule: messenger RNA, 2382 nt
Organism: Corticium candelabrum
Lineage: Eukaryota; Metazoa; Porifera; Homoscleromorpha; Homosclerophorida; Plakinidae
Product: cap-specific mRNA (nucleoside-2'-O-)-methyltransferase 1-like
Exons: 24
Coding region: 19-2382 (787 amino acids)
Biological process (GO): 7-methylguanosine mRNA capping
Cellular component (GO): cytoplasm; nucleus
Molecular function (GO): nucleic acid binding; methyltransferase cap1 activity
Source: RefSeq, a predicted model, not a curated record